This is a messenger RNA of Oreochromis aureus, 3569 nucleotides long. RefSeq lists its product as uncharacterized. NCBI's taxonomy places the organism in Eukaryota, Metazoa, Chordata, Actinopteri, Cichliformes, Cichlidae. The record is from RefSeq and is a predicted model, not a curated record. The coding region runs from base 36 to 2987 and encodes 983 amino acids. Gene Ontology annotation, molecular function: transcription coactivator activity. Gene Ontology annotation, cellular component: nuclear speck. Gene Ontology annotation, biological process: Notch signaling pathway; positive regulation of transcription by RNA polymerase II. The transcript is spliced from 10 exons.
CGAGGAGUACAGCUAGCUGUGCAGCAUUAACCUGAAUGGAGGAUGACCCAAGCUUUGCAUCUACCAAUGCCAGUGCUGAAUGCACAGUUGCUGAUGGGACAGAUGCCUUUAACCCUGCACACAAGAAAGAGGUUCAAAGUCGUGGCUUGCCUCGCCUCCAGAAACUCAGGAGACAUCAUAGUGUAUGUGAGCAACGCUACGAGAGGGCACAUAGUAAAAGGUUAAACGACCAGAGGGAGAGGACCUUGUUUCUACACCGUAGCCUCAAUACAAAGAUGGAACAGCAGUUGUCCAGUGACAGCGACAGUACCAUUAUCAUUAAACCCACUUCAGCUGAUUCUGACAUGAAUACAAGUGUACCUGAGCUCAGAAGGACAGACAGUGUUAUUCUUACCAGACAAAUGCUUGGAUGCCCGUCUAUAUCAAGUUCUGACAUCAGUGAGGAAGAAUAUGCUCCUCAAACUGCUGAAGAAAGUGACAGUUCUGCAGAAAGUAUCAUACGACACAAAAGUAAGAAGAAAAAAGCACGGAAAACUACUUCAGGUAACUCUCAGGAAGAUGUCCGACAACUGAAGAGAAGGUGUACCGUAACUAAAUGCAAUUCCUCAAAUUCAAAUGCUAAAGAAUCCUCUUCACUUGAUGCAGAAGACACAAACACAUCUGCUUCAUUUGAUGACACCAGAGAGUCCACUUCAGCUGAUUGUUCUGAUGUGACGGUUAUGACACUAAGGAAGAAGAAACAUGGUGGCAGAUUAUACAACAAAAAGUUCUACUGUAAGUUUUGCUGUAAACCUUUCAGCAAGAUGGCACGCCAUUUGCAAUCAAAACACAAAGAUAAACCAGAAGUGGCAAAAGCAAUGGCUUUCCCAGUAGGGUCUAAAGAGCGGAAAAUACAGUUGAGUUUAUUAAGAAAUCAAGGGAACCGUGCCCACAAUAAUGAGGUGAUUAAAAAAGGACAAGGAAUGUUGAUACCUCGUCAACAAUCCAGUGUACCUGUGAAAGCCAGUGAUUACUUGCACUGUAUUAAUUGUCAGGGUUACUUCAAGAGAAGGUCACUAUGGAGGCACAUGCAGAGAUGUCAUCUCAGCAGGAAGGUCAAAGGUUUAAGGCCAGGAACAUCUAGAGUCCAGGCUCCGUGUAAAUAUGCAGAGCCAGUCCCAGACAGUGUCAAUGCACAAUUUUGGAAAUUGGUACAAGUCAUGCAUGAUGAUGAGAUAACAAAUGUUGUCCGCAAAGAGAGUUGCAUACUGAAAUUUGGGGAGCAUCUUUUCAAUAAGCAUGGACAUGAUGCCACUAAACAUGACUAUAUCAGACAGAAGAUGCGUGAGACAGGGCGACUGGUGCUCCAAGGACAGAAAAAUGGCAAGUUGAAAAUGGUGUCUGAUUUCUUUGUACCAGGUAAUUUCCCUCAUGUUAUUGCAGCAGUGAAAAAUGUUGCUGGCUGGAAUGAGGAAACAAACACAUACAAAACACCAUCUUUGGCACUGAAGUUAGGCCACAAUCUCAAGAAAAUAGCAGAUGUUCUUGAAUGUGAAGCAAUGAUCGCUGGUGAUGAGAAUACUAUUCGCAAUGUAAAGGUGUUCAAGCAAAUAUGUGACACUAAAUGGAGUGAGUGCAUAUCUUCAAAGGCUCUCAGAAAUCUGAGUGAGGCAAAAUGGAAUACUCCACAACUUCUUCCCUUUACUGAAGAUGUGAAGAAGAUGCACCAGUAUCUCAACAUACGACGGACGGAGUGUCAUACAAAGCUCAAAGAAGAACCAAAUAAGAAGCACUGGGCAGAACUUGCAAAAAUCACAUUGUGUGAAGUGAUUAUCUUCAACCGUAGAAGAGAAGGAGAGGUUUCCAAAAUGAUUCUUAAUGCGUUCACAUUGAGAGACACUUCAUUGACUCAUCCAGAUGUUGAAUUGGCUUUAACUGACCUGGAAAAGAAGCUUUGUAGGCACUUCCAACGAAUAGAGAUAAAAGGCAAACGUGGAAGAAAAGUCCCCAUACUCCUCACACCUGAUAUGAUGACAUCAAUGGAUUUGCUCGUUAACACUCGCCGAGAUUGUGAAGUAUUAGAUGAAAAUCCUUUCAUGUUUGCGAGACCGAGAGCACUUACUCACAUCAGAGGGUCAGAUGUUGUUCGACAGAUCGCGCAGAGCUGUGGAGCAAAACAACCAGAAGCGUUGUCCUCUACUAAAUUAAGGAAGCACAUGGCCACCAUGUCCAAGAUCCUUAACUUAAAAGACAAUGAAAUGGAUAAUCUGGCAGACUUCCUUGGCCAUGAUAUUCGAGUGCAUCGUGAAUAUUACCGACUGCCUGAAGGGACGUUACAGCUGGCCAAGAUAAGCAAAGUCCUUAUGGCCAUGGAACGAGGACAGCUGUCAGAUUUCAAAGGAAGAAAUCUCGACGAAAUAAUCAUUGAUCCACAAGAGAACGUAGCUGUUGACAGUGAUGCAUCAAACAGUGAAGAUGAGGAUAACACGAGUGUGACAGAUGCUGCGUCAUCUGCUGCGUCAUCUGCUGCGUCAUCUGCUGCGUCAUCUGCUGCGUCAUCUGCUUCACUCUCAUCUGCUUCACUCUCAUCUGCUUCACUCUCAUCUGCUUCACUCUCAUCUGCUUCACUCUUAUCGACAAAGUCUUCAGACAAAUCAAGGAUGAAAAAGAAUUCUACUACUGAAGUUGGACAAAACAAAUAUCCACAGUCAGACAAAGGAAUGUCAGAUGAAGAGAUGCCACCGAACAUUGAGGUCUGUGUUGAGUCGCACAAAAUAACGGGAGCAUCACAAACCACAAGAAGGAAGUGGACUGAAGCAGAAAUAAAGGCUGUGGAGAAGACUCUAAUGGAGUACAUCAGCUCUGGAAAGGUUCCUGGGAAGGCAGAGUGUCUCAAAUGUAUUGAGACUUCACCAUUAGCAUUGAAAGAGAGACGUUGGGAGGGAGUUAAGUUUUAUGUGAAAAACCGAAUUGAUGCUUUAAAGCGAGAGUCUGUGAAAAGAAGGUAAGAAGCUAAUGUCAAACAAAUGGAACAUAAACAGCUUCAGUUACAGCAGUUAAAAUUUUCUCCUGUUUAGAGAAAAAAAAGGAUUGUUCAUUUCAACCAGGCAAUUGUCACGGUGCUGGGUCGGGGACCCAGUGUUCUAUCUUUGUUAUUGCGGGCUCAUGUUUUGGUCCUUUUGCCCCUUGUGUUAUGCUGUGACCCCUCUGUUCUGUGUCCUGUCAUCCCUGCCUGUGGGCUCCCUCUGUUCCAGUUUAGUCAGGUCCCUGUGUUAAGCCCAUGUCUCUAAGUCUGUCUUCGCAUGUGUGUUUUCUGUUUUACUUUGAAGUUCUGUGCCUCAUGUGGAUGUGUCUUGCUUUGCCCUCGUCUUUGUGAUUUGUAUCAGCUGUGUUCCUCGUGUGUUCUGACGCUCCUUGGUAUUCCCCUGUGUAUUUAUGUCGGCGUCUCCCUCAGUUACAUGUCGCAUCGUACCCUCACCCUGCUGUGUUUCCGCCCGUGUAUCCUGCCUGCUAUUUCCUCAGUUUAUAUUCUCAGUUUAAGUUAGUUUGUGUUCAGCAAUAAAGCUGCUUUUUCGGUUCACUUUCGUCUC